UGUGGUGCCUGGUGUUUCAGGCGCGCUAAAGCCGGCGAAAUUUUGAAGGAAGCUUCCGCCAUAAGGCAGGUUGCAUACACCCCCCUUCGAACGACCCUUUUCCUCGACGACGACGACAAGGAACGACGGACCUUUAGAUUUAAUUCUUCACAACAGGGUCAAACCAGCCAUGUUGCGCCCAGCACUAAGAAUACCGCUGAGGCGGCAAAUACAGCCGUUGAGGCCGCUGGUCCAGCGCAGAUUCGAGCACCUCAUGCCGGUGCUGCAGAAAGACAAGCAGCAAUUUCUCGAGCACGGCAUCGGCCCCGAAGACGACCAGUUCCUUUCUGCCAGGGCUGUUGAUCUUGCCUGGACUCAAUACAUGUCAUUGGCAUUAAAGAAGCUGAACAGGUUGACAAAUGGCAAGGAAAACGACGUCAGCACCGGCCGCGACUCCCUGAGGGACCUGGCCAUCCGCACCGCUCGCGAUCCCCUCAACGCCCCUACCUUCAACUACGCCAGCAUGGCGCACAACAACCACUUUUUCUUCGACGGUCUGUCCUCUGAGCCCGUCGAGAUGCCAAAGCUGCUGCGCGAGGCGCUCGAGCAGGACUUUGGCAGCAUCGAGACGCUUCAGCGUGAGUUCCUCGUCACGGCCCUCGCCAUGUUCGGCCCGGGCUUCGUCUGGCUCGUCAAGACCAAGACCACGGCGGGCAGGGACGUCUUCCGCCUGCUGCCUACAUACCUCGCCGGCACGCCCUACCCCAAGGCCCACUACCGCCGCCAGCCCGUCGACAUGAACACCGCCGACAGCCAGGGCCCCGAGGCCAACAGCGUUGACGGCUGGAUGAACAAGCAGCAGGCCGCCGUCUCGUCCGAUGGCAGUCUGGAAAAGACCGAAAAGGCCAAUGGCGGCAUUUCCGAAACCAGCCUCACGCCCGUCCUGUGCCUCAACACCUGGGAGCAUGUCUGGACUACCGACUACGGCAUCGUCUACGGAGAGAAGGAGCGCGAGUCCAAGAGGCUGUAUGUUAGCAGGUGGUGGAAACACAUUGACUGGGAUGUUGUUAGCAGCCUAGCCAACAUCAGGCCCCGACCGGAACCGAAGUUGUAAGCCGCUGUUGUAUGGGUGUGACAAGGGGCGAUUGAUGGUGGACAGUUGACUGCCAAAGCCGAUGGCUGUUUUUUUUUUGGGGGGGUUUUUUUCCGCUUGCGGGACGGCGGAGUGAGGCUGAGGGCGGAGGUCUCGCGUGUACUAUUAGAUGUCCCAGCGAUGCCGAGAACAGCAUCUCUCCCGCCUUCUAUUAGGGAAUGGGCUUUAUCGAGGCUGACGGGACACUUGCCGCCGGCAUGGGAUGUAUAGACAUAAAAACUGCUGUACCAUGUUGUACAUGUAACAUACCUUUUAAAUGGAGAAGAACAGAACAAGGCGAGAUAAGAUGCAAACAUGGUGAUAAAUAUUUACUUUGCCUCCUUAAAUCUUAUAUGUUAGCACGGC
Messenger RNA from Pyricularia oryzae 70-15, 1477 nucleotides. Its product is annotated as superoxide dismutase. Gene Ontology annotation, molecular function: metal ion binding; superoxide dismutase activity. Gene Ontology annotation, biological process: superoxide metabolic process. The record is from RefSeq and is a predicted model, not a curated record. Lineage: Eukaryota; Fungi; Ascomycota; Sordariomycetes; Magnaporthales; Pyriculariaceae. The transcript is spliced from 2 exons. Bases 170 to 1093 code for a protein of 307 amino acids.